GCGCAUGCUCCGCAUUGGACUAUAAAAAAACCCAGCUUUGAUCAAACGUCCAGAGGACCAACAGAACAUCAUCAUGGUAUCGCAGAGGUGCAUCGAUGAAACUACCUACUUCAAUCAGGAAACACGCACGUGUAUUCCAUGUGAAAGAAAAGCUGGGUUUGAAGUUUACCCUAAUUGUGGACGGAGCGAUGAUGGUGGGGUACACUCUGACACUUUUAGAGAAUGCCCAUCCAACACUUUCAAUGACGGGACCUUUGAUAAAUGCCGGACAUGUUCCCCAUGUCCAAUUGGUCUAUUUGAACUGAAACCCUGCAAUUCAACAUCUGACACCGUUUGCCAGGAAGAAAGCAGAUCGACAGCAGCCACCCUCUCUGUAAGUCAGAUCGUGCAAAAGCAACUUGACUUACUUUAUCUCAACAUCUCAAUUUAGUUUUUUUUUGUUCUUUUGCUUCUUCCUCAGGAUCCUGCAACCACCUUUGCACCAUCCUCCAGCACCGCAGCUGCGACUCAGAAAUACUCGACACAUAGUUUACCAGAAGGAGGCAGCGUGCCGAAUGCAGCUCUCUGGGCCGUACCAAUAACAAUUAUUGUUUUCAUCAUGCUGGCUGCUGCAAUCUGCGCUUUGAAAAUGAAGAAAAAAAGAGGUCUGUGCAAAAGUGUGUUUUAUCGUCGAAGGAUGUCGUAUAAAAAUGAAGGAUUUUCCCCGAUCUCCUCAUCUGGUACCAACACAGAGGCACUGGAAGACAUUCUGAAUUCUCAAAUCCUAUCAGCACCUUUACAUGCAGUUCUGGAUGAUCUUGAUGUUUUGGAGGAGUUGGUGAUUCUGUUGGAUCCAGACACUCAAGGUAUAAAGAGCACAAAGCACCUGGCGUCCCACUGCUCCUUUCCUUCCACCUGGAUCACUUAUACAUACUCCAUGAAGGACAGCAAAAGCCCCCUGAAAGCUGUGCUUGAGGCAGUCACCAGCAAGCAGCCCGACUGGACUGUGGGCCACCUGGCCAACCUGCUCAGACAAAUGGGCCGCAAUGAUGCUAUCACCGUUCUUGCAAAACUCAGACCUGGUUCAAAUGUUGGAUAUAUUUGAAACUUUUUCUCCCACAUCUAAGUUUGAUUUUUUAAAUCCAAACUGGAUAUGAUGUUUCUAUCGGUCCUUUGCCCAUUGCCUGGAAACUUCACUAAAGUAGUUUCUAGUUCAAUCUGAAAAACAAUUAGGAUACAUUUAUUGAUACAAUUACUUUUGACUUUGGCGCUCAGACCUCAGCAGGAAACAUAGCGCUUAAUUUUGAUAGAUAUUCAUGAACAGGAGCAAAGGCCU
Cyprinodon tularosa is the source of this 1315-nucleotide messenger RNA. It is a transcript of the gene igflr1, whose product is annotated as IGF-like family receptor 1. Gene Ontology annotation, molecular function: protein binding. NCBI's taxonomy places the organism in Eukaryota, Metazoa, Chordata, Actinopteri, Cyprinodontiformes, Cyprinodontidae. The record is from RefSeq and is a predicted model, not a curated record.